Cladocopium goreaui is the source of this 1170-nucleotide messenger RNA. NCBI's taxonomy places the organism in Eukaryota, Dinophyceae, Suessiales, Symbiodiniaceae. The record is from the annotation of a GenBank genome assembly.
AUGUUGCUGAGGCCCACCCCGGCAACGACAUCGCCCAAGAAGGGCGGCGCGGCCGCGGGAGUGGGGCGGCUUUUGCUGAUGGCGGCGCUGGAUGUGCCCAAGCGUCAGGGCUCCGCUUCCCCCACGUCCCCCGCAUCGCCGUCCCCCCGGGCCGCGUCCAGUUCGCCAAUGCGCGCACGAAGCGAGGGCCUUGAAGAUGGAGAGGAGGACAGCCAGGCGGAGCCCGAGGCUGAAAGUAAACACGCCUUCGGCUGGUACCUGAUUCGUUCGGCGCUGAACGGCCUCCGAAGUCCUACCAAGGAGAGCGUAGAGGACGGCUCACCCUGCAGCCCCAUGGGUCGACGCUACUCCUUGGAUCUCAUGGAAUCCAUGGAGGAGGGUCAUGCGCAUGAGCUCCCCACAGACUUUGUGGUGCCGUUGCGCCGAUCUAGCAAGUUGUGGCGCUUUAGAGUGCUGCGUUCGGAGGAUAACUUGUCCUGCCAUUUGCUGACGGAUGCAGGUGACUUCCUGAUGUACGCAGCCAUACGCUUGGAGGCGCACCGGGCAGAUUUUCACCUCUAUGACCCCAACUGUCACAAAGAUCUAUUCAAUCAGGAAAGGCCAGCUUUCACCAUGAGCUACAACGGGUCAAAGGACACCUGGAGACUGGUGCAAGAGCGGUGCUCCGCCUGUCAGUACUUGUCUCCGUCGCGGUCUUGUGCUGCACAUGGCAAGCAGCAGAUGGCUGUCAUCAAACACAAGCAGCACGUCGUGGGGGAAGGCAUCUCCAAUAUCAUGGAGGUGAUCAUCCCUGGCCUCUACCAAGAUGACACCUGCGUGGUUUGGUGUCCCAUGCUAGGGAUGGGUGAUUUGGCCGAUGCAGAAGCUGGCAACGGCGAGAGCCAAACGCUCAUUACGCGGAAGCCAGUCUGGAACGAGCAGGUCCAAUCCUUGGUCUUGGAUUUCAAAGGCAGAAAUAUUGUGUCAUCAGCCAAGAAUUUUCAGCUCGCAUUGCGGCAAAAGCCGCAGCAUGUGAUUUGCCAGUAUGGAAAACUCAGCCCGACAAACUUCGGGCUCGACUUCAGAUAUCCAUUGAGUGUCAUCCAAGCCUUUGGCGCUGCAGUGUCCACCAUUUUUUGGACCUGAUGCAAGGAACUAUAGUUUAGACUCUAGCAACGAUGUAUCUUAAAA